Messenger RNA from Manduca sexta (tobacco hornworm), 417 nucleotides. Its product is annotated as alpha-N-acetylgalactosaminidase-like. The transcript is spliced from 3 exons. The record is from RefSeq and is a predicted model, not a curated record. The coding region runs from base 16 to 366 and encodes 116 amino acids. Lineage: Eukaryota; Metazoa; Arthropoda; Insecta; Lepidoptera; Sphingidae.
UCAAUUAAAGACACCAUGAAGUCAAAUAAUCCAAUUGUCCAAAAAAUUGUGCAGAGGUCGAAACUGGAGGUGUGGAAACGAGAGCUGCAUGACGGAUCGUUCGCAAUGGCGUUCGUUAGCCAGAGGGAAGACGGCAUCCCCUACGCGGCGAGCUUCACCAACGAAGAGAUGCAGCUGCCGAAACAGACCUUCGAAGUUCAUGACUUGUACAAGGAAGAACCAGUUAGAUCGUGGAGCGGAUCCGAAGGGUUCGAAGUUCGGAUAAAUCCGUCAGGUGUGAAGUUCUACAAAUUUAUACCGAAGAAGACAGUCGAGAUCGCAGAUAUCACAGUGAAACUAUUAGUAAAUAACCAAGUGAAUAACUAGUCAGUCAUUAAAUAAAAAAAAUAAGUGCAAAUAUAUAAUAAGAUAAGCUAA